AUCCGAAGGAGUCCACAUCUGAUCUCACCCUAAGACCCUCCAUUUUUUUCCCUAAUUUCCCAAAUUCACCAUUAACAACGCCCUGGACAACCUCCUCAGCCUCAGCCUCAGCCUCAUCCUCAUCCUCAUCCUCAUCGUCUUCACUCGCUAGGGUUUUCUGGAGACUCUCCUUCGUCUUUCACAAUCAGAUGUAGGUUUGGUUUCCGGGAAUAGUAAUUGUUGAUUGGAGUGUGGCAAGAUGACGAUGAAUGAGCGAAAGACCAUUGAUUUAGAACAGGGAUGGGAGUUUAUGCAGAAGGGAAUCACCAAGCUGAAGAACAUUCUCGAAGGGUUGCCAGAACCACAGUUCAGCUCUGAGGACUACAUGAUGCUUUAUACAACGAUCUAUAAUAUGUGCACGCAAAAGCCUCCACAUGAUUACUCCCAGCAGCUGUACGACAAGUACCGGGAAUCAUUUGAAGAGUACAUUACAUCAACAGUAUUGCCUUCAUUAAGAGAGAAGCAUGAUGAGUUUAUGCUGAGAGAACUUGUGAAAAGAUGGGCAAAUCAUAAAAUCAUGGUUAGGUGGCUCUCUCGUUUCUUCUAUUAUCUUGACCGAUACUUUAUCGCUCGGAGGUCACUUCCACCACUUAAUGAAGUUGGUCUCACCUGUUUCCGUGAUCUGGUCUACCAGGAAUUAAAUUCAAAAGUUAGGGAUGCUGUGAUUUCUCUGAUUGAUCAAGAACGUGAAGGAGAGCAAAUUGACCGAGCUUUGCUAAAGAAUGUUUUGGAUAUAUUUGUUGAGAUUGGGAUGGGGCAAAUGGAUCACUAUGAGAAUGACUUUGAAGCAGCCAUGCUUAAGGACACUGCAGCCUAUUAUUCUCGAAAGGCUUCGAACUGGAUCUUAGAAGAUUCUUGUCCAGAUUACAUGCUGAAAGCGGAGGAAUGUUUAAGACGGGAAAAGGAUAGGGUUUCUCAUUACCUACACUCUAGUAGUGAGCCAAAGCUAUUGGAGAAAGUUCAACAUGAGUUGUUGUCUGUAUAUGCAACUCAACUACUUGAGAAAGAACACUCUGGAUGCCAUGCCUUACUUAGAGAUGAUAAGGUGGAGGACCUGUCUAGAAUGUUUCGGCUCUUUUCUAAGAUACCUCGAGGCUUGGAUCCCGUUUCAAAUAUAUAUAAACAGCAUGUUACUGCCGAAGGAAUGGCUCUAGUCAAACAGGCGGAAGAUGCUGCAAGUAACAAGAAGGCAGAGAAGAAGGAUGUAGUUGGUCUGCAAGAACAAGUUUUUGUCAGAAAAGUCAUUGAGCUACAUGACAAAUAUCUUGCAUAUGUAAACGACUGUUUUCAAAACCAUACUCUUUUUCACAAGGCCCUUAAGGAGGCUUUUGAGAUAUUCUGCAACAAGGGUGUUGCUGGAAGCUCAAGUGCAGAACUACUUGCCACAUUUUGUGAUAACAUUCUAAAGAAAGGUGGAAGUGAGAAACUAAGUGAUGAAGCCAUUGAGGAGACACUGGAAAAGGUUGUAAAGCUGCUGGCAUAUAUUAGUGACAAAGACUUGUUUGCCGAGUUCUAUAGGAAAAAGCUUGCACGACGCCUUCUUUUUGACAAGAGUGCAAAUGACGAUCACGAGAGAUGCAUUUUGACUAAACUGAAGCAGCAAUGUGGUGGACAGUUUACUUCAAAGAUGGAAGGAAUGGUGACGGAUUUGACUUUGGCAAAAGAAAACCAAACAAGUUUCGAGGAGUAUUUAAAGGCGAAUGUUCAUGCAAAUCCAGGGAUUGAUUUGACUGUGACUGUUUUGACCACUGGCUUUUGGCCAAGUUACAAAUCUUUUGACCUCAAUCUUCCAGCUGAGAUGGUUAAGUGCGUUGAGAUUUUCAAGGAAUUUUAUCAGACAAAAACAAAGCACAGAAAACUUACAUGGAUAUACUCCCUAGGAAUUUGUAAUAUUAUUGGGAAAUUUGAACCAAAAACCAUGGAGCUGAUCGUUACAACUUAUCAGGCUUCUGCGUUGCUGCUAUUUAAUUCUUCAGAUAGAUUGAGUUACUCUGAAAUCAUGACUCAGUUAAACUUGAAUGAUGAUGAUGUUGUUAGACUGCUCCAUUCCUUGUCAUGCGCCAAGUAUAAGAUUCUCAACAAGGAGCCGAGUACGAAAACUAUAUCUCCUACUGAUUAUUUUGAGUUCAACUCCAAGUUUACUGACAAAAUGAGGAGGAUCAAGAUCCCUCUCCCACCUGUGGAUGAGAAAAAGAAAGUAAUCGAGGAUGUUGACAAGGACAGAAGAUAUGCCAUCGAUGCAUCAAUUGUCCGCAUCAUGAAGAGUCGUAAAGUAUUGGGUCAUCAGCAACUGGUGAUGGAGUGUGUUGAGCAGUUGGGUCGCAUGUUCAAGCCUGAUUUCAAGGCAAUUAAGAAGAGGAUUGAAGAUCUCAUCACUCGAGAUUAUCUGGAAAGAGAUAAAGAUAACCCCAACAUGUUUAGGUACUUGGCGUGAUAUGACUGAUAAUCCCCUCCUGCCAAAUGAAGUGGUGGCCAUCGCUUCCGGAAUAAGCACAAAGAGGGUCACUUCAUUGUGGAAAUCGUACUCAUACUCAUUCUUGCACCAAUAUACGAACGUGCCCGUUCAGAACAUGCUUCAGAAAAUUCUUGUACAUUUUUUCCCCCUUUGGAGCCAGGUAUGGGUGCAACAAUUAUAGAUUGUGCAGUCAUGGUGGAGAGAAUUGUAAUUGAUUCCAUAAUGUGGUCUGGUGCUUCAGUGGGACAGUUCCUUAUCAUAACUUAAACUGUGCUUGCUCGGGGGCGUUUGUUUUGGGGUUAUCUUGAUUGGGAAUAGGAAUGUAGAAGAUAACCCAUGUUUGGGAUGACAUUUUUGAUUUUUUUAGUUUAGGGGUUUAGUUUCCUAUGGGUGCACAUGACUGUUUUGGGGGUAAUUUCAACAUCUUUUAACGUUCGAGUUUUAUAUUCCUAAAGUACAUAAUUCGUCAUUCCUUUCUAA
Messenger RNA from Humulus lupulus (European hop), 2974 nucleotides. RefSeq names its product cullin-1-like. The coding region runs from base 239 to 2473 and encodes 744 amino acids. Gene Ontology annotation, biological process: protein ubiquitination; ubiquitin-dependent protein catabolic process. The transcript is spliced from 20 exons. The record is from RefSeq and is a predicted model, not a curated record. Gene Ontology annotation, molecular function: ubiquitin protein ligase binding. Gene Ontology annotation, cellular component: cullin-RING ubiquitin ligase complex. NCBI's taxonomy places the organism in Eukaryota, Viridiplantae, Streptophyta, Magnoliopsida, Rosales, Cannabaceae.